Hypanus sabinus (Atlantic stingray) is the source of this 1359-nucleotide messenger RNA. Its product is annotated as ubiquitin-like protein ATG12. Gene Ontology annotation, biological process: C-terminal protein lipidation; autophagosome assembly; nucleophagy. The record is from RefSeq and is a predicted model, not a curated record. Lineage: Eukaryota; Metazoa; Chordata; Chondrichthyes; Myliobatiformes; Dasyatidae. Gene Ontology annotation, cellular component: phagophore assembly site membrane; cytoplasm; Atg12-Atg5-Atg16 complex. The transcript has 4 exons. The coding region runs from base 51 to 443 and encodes 130 amino acids.
GCCCGCCUGAUAACCUCACGUCCGGUCGAGGCCUAAGGGGGCCCUGGGCGAUGGCGGACACGGAGGGAAAGGGCGCACUAGCCGACGGGGGGCAACAGGAGACCUCUGAGGCGUCAGACACGCCCCCCGAAGCUCUGGCAGUGGCCGAGGAGCCGCCGGCCGAAGAGCAACUACGGCGCAAAAUUGACAUUCUUCUGAAGGCAGUUGGGGACACCCCCAUCAUGAAACAGAAGAAGUGGACGGUGGAGAGAUCGCGGACCAUUCAAGCCCUUGGGCAGUUUGUGAAGAAGUUCCUCAAAUUGGAGCCUCUGGAACAGUUGUUCAUCUAUGUAAACCAGUCGUUCGCCCCGAGUCCUGAUCAGGAAGUGGGAACGCUCUAUGAGUGCUUCGGGAGUGAUGGCAAGUUGGUGCUGCACUACUGCAAGAACCAAGCAUGGGGUUGAAGGAGAGGGGGGGCACGAAUCUCCUACCCCCGACUCUCUUGUCCAGACUCGUCAGACCCCAUGAUGGAACCAGCUGCUCCUCCUCCUCCUUCGUUUUCCCUUCCCUUAUCCCCUAUUCCUGUAUUCUCUGCCCCCUCACUCUCCUCCCCACUAUUCCUUCUCUUCCCUCCUCUUCCCCCCUCCUUGCCUCAUCGGACAUCGCGAGGGCGGGGUUGCGAAGGAGGCAGGUUCCAUCAGUGGGGUUACCUGGAAGAUGGGGGGGGGGGAAUGGAGGGUGGGGAAGAGGGCGAGUAGUACUGUGCAGCCAGUGUGGAGGGUUGAUUGGGGGCAGUGGGGCAGCUUUCCAAGAGGAUGAUUUUGGAAUCAUGAGGGGGCAUGGCUGUCAACAGCUGCCUGAAUGUAAGUUCACUGAUGUACACACACUCACUCACACUCACACUCACACUCACACUCACACACACUCACACUCACUCACUCACACACUCACACUCACACACACAGACAAACACACACACACACACACACACAGACACAAACACAGACACACACACACACAUUCACUCACGCACACACACACACACACAGACAUACACACACAAACACAGACACAAACACACUCACACUCACACACACAUUCACACACACAUACAGACACACACACACACACACACACACCAGAUAGAGACACAUACACAGACAGUAGAUGGGAAGAUAUGUAUCUUUCUCCCCCCACCCCUGUCUGUGUGUGUCUCUGCCUCGUGUGUGUGUGUGUGUGUGUGUGUGUGUGUCUAUCUGUCGCUUUCUUCCCUCUCCAUCCCAUGAGGUUGACCUUGAGCUUAUGAAGCUGCCCAUCUGUAGACUUACGUAACUUUGAACGUUGUAAAUCUCUCUGCAAUAAAGUGAUGUGGGAUCCUGA